Adineta steineri is the source of this 1869-nucleotide messenger RNA. The record is from the annotation of a GenBank genome assembly. Lineage: Eukaryota; Metazoa; Rotifera; Eurotatoria; Adinetida; Adinetidae.
AUGAUUUCAAUUAAUAAACAAUGUCAAAAUGAAAUAUUACCAUUACUAAUAUCAUGUAAACAUUUAUCAACAAUAACUUCUUAUGAUCAAUUAACAGAACUUAAUUUAUCAAAUUUAAAAUUGCUAAAAAUCGAUAGAUUUCCAUUUGAACAAUUUCCUAAACUUAAAUCACUUGAUUUAUCUUCAAAUCAAUUGAUAUCAAUUAAUAUCGAUUGGUCAAAAACAUUUUUAAAUUCCAUUGAAUAUCUUAAUUUAAGUUCGAAUAAAUUAGAAACACUUUUAUUUCUUAAAGAUUUUAAAUAUUUAAAAAUAUUAAAUAUUACAGAAAAUUUAUUACGAAAUAAUGAAAGAUUUUUAUCAUUAUAUAUUUGUCCAACAAUUGAACAUUUAAUUGAUUUUAAUCAAGAACAAAUUUAUAAUGAUCAAAUAAAAUAUAAUCAAUUAUUAAUACAAUUAAAUUCUUUUCCAUAUUAUAAAAAACAAAAAAUAUGUGAAAUAGUUUUUGGUGAUUUUCGUCAAACAAUAAUAAAUUUAAUUGAAAAACAAGAGAUUUUUUCAGAAUUUUCUCUAUCACCAUUAGGAAAUUAUUUUAUUGAAAAAAAAUUCAAUGAAUUUUAUUUACAAAUCAAACAAAAUUUUCAAACAUAUCUAACUGAUGAUUUUCAAUUAUUAAUGAAUAUUAAAGAAACAACUAAAACAAAUUAUUUUCAACCAAUAAAACUUUUUCAUUCUCAUCAUCAGUCAAAGGAAGAUUUAACAACAAUAUCUGUACAUAUGUGCGCAUUUGUACCAAAUACAUCAAAUCAUAUUUUAGCAACUUGUGGUGGUCAAAAAGUAUGUUUUAUUAAUUGUAAUACAUGUGAAAUAACACAUUUAUUUGAAUUAACGACAUUAUCUUCAAAAGUUACAUCGAAUACUAAAAAAUUAAAAGAUAAAAAUAAAACAUAUUUUUCAUGUUUAUCUUGGAUUGAAAUUGAAGAUUUAAAAAUAUUAGCUGUUGGAGCAACGAAUGGUUCGAUUUAUUUAUUAUCACCAAAAUGGAAACUUAUGUUUGGACAUAUUGAAUUACCUAAUUCAUCAAUCAAUUGUUUAACUUGGCAUUCGAGUAAUCCAUUUACGUUAGUUAUUGGUUCAUAUCAUACUGUUCGUUUUAUUAAUAUUCGAUCAUAUAUCGAUCGACUUCAAUCGUUUAUUCGUAAACAAAAUAAACCUACUGUACCAUUUGAUUAUGUUGAUUCAUCAAUGUUUAUUAACAAAGUAUCUAGUACACACAUCUAUAAUCUUUAUGAUGGUCAUGGUCCACUUAUUCUUAUAACUGAUUUACUUUUUUAUCCAUUAUCUAAUAACAAUAAUAGUGUUCUUCUAGUUGGUACAACUUCAGGUCUUUUUGUUAUUAAAUAUCAAGAUAAACAAAAUCAAUCACCUAUUCAACUUGCAUUACCUAAAUCAAUAUGGACUGUUAGUGAACAUAUAGAAUCACUACGUUUAAUUAAUAAUCCAAUUCGUUUAAUUGCUAUGAAUAUUCUUAAUCUUGAUUACAUAUGUUAUUUCGAUCUUGAUCAAUCACUUAAACAUCAGCAGUUACAUAUUAUUCAUUCACUUCCAAAUCCAUCUCGACAAAUUCCAACUAAAAUGGCUAUCUAUUCAACAAAUAAUGCUGAUACAUCAUCAUUUGAGUGUAUAGUUGGUAGUAAUCAUGGUUCAUUUUUUUAUCAUAAAAUUCAAUCACAUGAAACAAAAAAAUCAAUUUGUGAAAAUCAACAAAUUGAAAUUUCUAUAUUACCAAAUAUUUUAUCAGCUAGUCUAAAUGAACAUUAUCUAUGUUUAACUACAAAUAAUAAUCUAAUAUGUAUUUAUAAACGACAGUGA